UCUUCUACCUCUCACUCUUUCUCUGCGUGAUCAAAGAAAAGAAAAUGGAAGAGGAUAAAGAGGUGAAGUUACAUGGAUCCUGGGCUAGCCCUUUCGUACAGAAAGUUAAAUGGGCUCUGCAACUGAAACAGAUCAAGUAUGAUUACGUUGAAGAAGAUCUAUCCAACAAGAGCGACUCCUUGUUGCAGUACAAUCCUGUUUACAAGAAAGUUCCAGUCCUCGUUCAUGGAGGAAACCCAAUUUCUGAAUCCACCGUAAUCCUCGAAUACAUUGAACAAGUAUGGCCUCAUAAUCCCCUCUUACCUCAACAUCCUUAUGAAAGAGCCAUUGCUAGGUUUUGGAUUCAAUUUGGAGAACAAAAGGGGCUAACAUUCUUUGCAUUGAUGUUCGCAAAAACUCACGAUGAACAAGAAAAAGCAAAGAAAAAUGCAAUUGAAGUGUUGAAAACUUUGGAAGAAGAAGGCCCAGGAGAUAAAAUAUUCUUCAAUGGUGAUUCUAUUGGAUUAGUAGAUUUAUCCUUCGGGUGGAUUUCUUACUUCUUAGAAGCCUUUGAAGAGACUGUUGGUGUGAAGUUACUAGAACCUUCCAUUUUGCCUCGACUCCAUGCUUGGGCCCAAAGAUUCAAGGAGCUACCCAUUGUCAAAGAAAAUCAUCCCAGUCACGAAAAAUUGGUUGCUCAUUUAAGGCGAUCAAGAGAAAAAUUUCUCAAAAACCCUCCCAUAAUAUUCUAAAUUACUUAUUAUAGUAUGUGUGGCACUAAAUAAAGAGAGGCCUCUAGUAUGCCCUCCCCUAUCAAAACCCUAAAUUAUUACUAUUCUUGUUGCACUAAUAACUUAAAUUACUCUUCUUCUGUUAUUAAAUAUUUGCAUAAUAGUUU
This is a messenger RNA of Impatiens glandulifera, 877 nucleotides long. RefSeq names its product glutathione transferase GST 23-like. Gene Ontology annotation, molecular function: glutathione transferase activity. The record is from RefSeq and is a predicted model, not a curated record. The transcript has 2 exons. Gene Ontology annotation, biological process: glutathione metabolic process. Gene Ontology annotation, cellular component: cytoplasm. The coding region runs from base 45 to 731 and encodes 228 amino acids. Lineage: Eukaryota; Viridiplantae; Streptophyta; Magnoliopsida; Ericales; Balsaminaceae.